Messenger RNA from Physcomitrium patens, 2407 nucleotides. NCBI's taxonomy places the organism in Eukaryota, Viridiplantae, Streptophyta, Bryopsida, Funariales, Funariaceae. The record is from RefSeq and is a predicted model, not a curated record.
GUAAACAAUCGUCCCAGUCUACAUGUCAAUGGGCCAAUCUAUGUGUAGGUUCGACGUACAAAAGAAAUGCCAGAAAGUUGUGGCAUUACAUACCUGGAUUGAAGUGUAUCGCACCAUCACCAAUAAUCCUUCCUUUUCCAUUGCUCAGUUUCAUCAGGUAAGCGUACGAGAGCUUCUUGCGCUCGCUUAUCCAUCCUCCUUUGUCCUUUCAGCCACAACUGUGUCAUCAAAUUCACAACCAGGAACGUUAGAUGGAGCCUGGUAAUUCCCACACAAGUGAUCCACAUUUGAUGGAGGAUCGUUGUCUUGUAGCACCGUCUCCGAAGGUACGCAAACAAGUUCUACAAAAAUUUAAAGAUCUCAAGCGUCUUCUCGGACAGAGCGCCGGUCAUUCAAUACUAAGAACGUUGCUGCGACCCGUGGAGAGGCGCCCUCCUGGCUUCAAUGAUGGUCUCCUUCGCCCUCACAACACUUUCAGACCGGGAACCUCGCUGGCUGCAGCUCGAGCCGCUCGACAAAGGCCACGAGGAGUUUGCAACGUCGCAAUUGUCCUAGUCGACUUCAUUGAUAAAAAAUUUGAGGCUGAACAAGACCUUGCUCACUACCAGCGCUUGUGGUUUGGCGAAGGAACGAACAGCGUGCGGGAUUACUUCCGUGACGUGUCGAAAAACUUGGUAGACGUCCAGGGGGAAAUUGUUGGCCCAUGCCGAAUGCCGCACCCACUGAAGUACUACGCUAACGGACAGAACGGCCUAGGUGACAAUCCUCCGAACGCAAGAGCAAUGGCAAAGGAUGCGGCUAGAAUCGCGGACCGUAUGAUCACCUUCACGAAGUAUGACAAUGAUGGUGACGGCUUUGUCGAUGCAUUUGUGAUUGUGCACGCUGGCCAAGGGGCCGAGCUUACAGGGUUGGCGAACGACAUCUGGUCGCAUAAGUUUGUUUUGGAUGGAGGACCCUACAGAGCGGACAACACUUCGGUAUAUGCAUACCUCACCAUUGCUGCCGACAGCAAGCUUGGCGUGUGCGCUCACGAGCUUGGCCAUCUUGUGUUCGGGUGGCCAGACUUGUAUGACGCCGACUCCACUUCCUCCGGCAUUGGCGGGUGGUGUCUCAUGGCCUCGGGGUCCUACAAUGGCGACGGAGACAACCCCGCGCCGCCUAGUGCGUGGUGCAAAGUGGAUCAAGGCUGGGUGACAGUUACUGAGGUCACCAGCACAGCCAUGAUCUCCCUGCUAGAUGUGAAGGACGGGAACCAAGUUCUGAAAUUGUGGAAAGAUGGGGCGCCAGAUACCGAGUAUUUCCUGCUUGAGAACCGUCAGCAAAUUGCGCGGGAUGCAGACCUGCCUGGCCAUGGCCUUUGUUUGUGGCACAUCGAUGAGACCAAAGAUGACAACAAUGACGAGACUCUGGGCUACAAGGUAGCACUUGUGCAGGCUGACGGGGUAAAGGACCUUGAAAACAACGAUCAGGAAUGGGGCGACUCUGGCGACUCCUUUCCCGGCGAGAGAAACGUGCGGGCAUUGGAUUGGAGCACCAAUCCUUCAACAAAUGCCAAUAACGGUGCGCCGACGUGCGUUGCCAUCACUAGCAUCAGUGACUCGGGGCCCGUAAUGACCUUCACCGUCAACGUGGCCGACUACAGCGCUCCCUAUUCCACAGAGUCUUAGAUCUGGCUGAGCUCGUGGGUAGAAACGUGCCAAUCUGCAAACUUAUCGUGAUAAACCAGCAAGCAGUGUCACUGAAUAGGACAGGAUUUUCGGCACGUUAGUUGCUGAUGGGAAGCUCAAGCCAACAGCAGCAAAACUAGAGCAUUCAUGACAUCGUGAGCCUGCUGACUGAUGAUGCCUUAGUAUUUCGUUGCGACACCUUAUAAAAUCAUAAAUGAUUCUAGCUUCAACUGUUGCGGCAUCGUCUUUUUUCUUUUUUUUUUUUUUUUUUUUUUUAAAGCAACAGUGGUAUAUUAAUAAUUUAAUGGGGUACACCUCAAUCUGGUUCCCUAGGAAGGGAUUGCUGCAUCGUCUUACCUCCUGGCGACUCCGCAAACUUCACCAGCAUGUGCAUUCAAUCCACCGCUCAAUUGCAUAUUGAAGUACGACACUGUGUCUCUUCGACAGCCCAUCAGCAGCAGCAUCGGAUCGCGAAACUCGGAUGGAUAUCUGCAAGGAUGAUAUAGUUAUGACAUCCCAUUAGCUGGGCUCCGACGAGAAGGCUACUGACUUCUCAAUUAGAUAAUAUAACCUUGCAUGCAUUCACCAGGUCUACUCUAGGAAAAUUACCCUCAGGUCAAGUUGCACAGAGCUAUGCCCAUGGAAGGAAGCACAAGUACCUCCACAAAUAAACAAAUAAAUCUCUCGUUACUCAUGUUUACUGAUUAUCCUAUGAAAUUGUAUAGUUUACAGCUUCCAAC